Penicillium coprophilum is the source of this 1155-nucleotide messenger RNA. RefSeq lists its product as uncharacterized. Gene Ontology annotation, biological process: retrograde vesicle-mediated transport, Golgi to endoplasmic reticulum. Gene Ontology annotation, cellular component: endoplasmic reticulum; SNARE complex. The transcript has 3 exons. The record is from RefSeq and is a predicted model, not a curated record. The coding region runs from base 1 to 1155 and encodes 384 amino acids. Lineage: Eukaryota; Fungi; Ascomycota; Eurotiomycetes; Eurotiales; Aspergillaceae.
AUGACCGACCUAACACCAACUCUCAAUAAGCUGCUUUCAAAGCAAGGCUCAUCUCUCCCUCAAACAAGAAAACCCUGCACAGAAACCGCCGACGAGUUCCUAAAGGAGGCAUACCGAAUCAACUCUCACAUCCAUUCACUACUUCAAUACCUCCAAUCAAUCCGGCACGCCUACCUCUCAACAACACAACCCCAACGCCGCAAUCAAAACACAAGAACACCCACCCCGAACCCGAAAAAUGCACUCCCAACACCAACCCCACAAGAAAACCUCACAGAUACAGAACGCGACGCAGUGGACACAUCAACAGCCCUCCUCCUCCGCGACCUAGCAAGCUCAAUCGCAAACCUCUCCUCCGCCGAAUCUCUCCGCCAAGAAACCUCUUCCACCCUCCUCCACAAGAAAUAUGGCCACUCCGCCGCCGGUGCUCUCCUCUGGCGCUGGGCCGGCGGUAGCGGCGCAUUAGAUAGCGCCAGCGCCGACGAGGGCAAGUCCGCUGAGCAGGUACGCGCAGAGGAGAAUGCAAGAUCGAUAGCGACGAUCCGCGAGAGCGUGCUUUGGUUCCUGCGGCGCGGGCUUGAGAGUGCUGUGAGUGUACAGCGGAGUAUGGUUGAAAAACGGAUCGAGAGGGUGCGGGAGAAGGAGAAGAGUGUGCUUUAUAAGGUUAGUGCGGGGAAGGCUGCUGGUGGUAGUGGGAACGGAGCCCGGAAGGGGUCUGUUUCUAUGUCUGAGAAGACUGGCACUGGAGUCGGGGGAGGAUUCGAUCCUGCUUUCCAGGCGCCUGGUGCGGCGGUUCUGAGUGAGGCGGAUACGGCGCGGAUCGAGGCGCAGCUUUCGCCGGAGCAGUUGCAGCUUUUUGCUGAGGAGAAUGAUUCUAUGCUUAAGCAUUAUGAGGAUACGUUAGGGAAAGUCCAAAACGCCGAGAAAUCUCUCCUUGAGAUAUCCUCUUUACAAGAAACGUUGGUUUCGCAUCUCGCUACGCAGGAGGAGCACAUUUCUCAGCUUAUCUCGGAUGUGGAUACGACGCAGAUGAAUGUCGGGCAGGGAAAUCGGGAGCUGAAGCGUGCUACUGAGCGACGGAGUACGGCUCAGGCUGUCUUCUGGGGUACUGUCGGGUUGUGUACCUGGCUUGUGGUUUGGGAUUUGGUCUUUUAG